AUAUUUAUUCUCGUUGGAUAACCUUUGAUAAUGUAGUAUCGUUGAAUUUUUGAGCGGAAACAUAACAGUAAUACAAAUAAUGGCGGAUCCAGAAGAGGCAGCUGUUUUAGAAGUUUCUUCUGAAUGCAAAUCUACACUUCUAAAGAAGGAAGACAGUAAAGAUACUGACAUAAUGUCAAAUUAUAGCACAUCCCUGGAGGGGUCUGUGGUGGCUUCGCCAUCAAUAGAAAGUUUCUCCACCCUCCCUGAUCAAGAAAUGUCAGAAUUUGGUUUGGAUACACGAGAUCUGCAAGUGAAAGUUGAUAAUCCACAAAAACAUCUUGACACGCUUGAAACAUAUAUCACAUUUCGAAUCACAACAAGGACUUCUCGUGCUGAGUUUGAUGAAACUGAGUAUGUUGUUCGAAGACGCUAUAAUGACUUCAUUUGGCUUCGUCAGAAGUUGGUUGAGGCUUUCCCAACUCAUCUCAUUCCACCGCUGCCUGGGAAGCACACGCUAAUUGCUCAGCUGGAUCGUUAUUCCAAAGAGUUCAUUGUGGCACGAAUGGCUUUGCUUCAUAGAUUCCUGAAUCGUGUUGCUAACCAUCCUGUGCUGAGCUGCAACCAAAGCAUGAAGGUGUUCCUCACUGCUAAACCAUCAGAAUUCUUAAUUCACCGUAAGAGUCGUCAAGGUUUCCUUGGCCGAAUGUCGACCUCUUUCCACAACCUGGCGGCAGUGUACAUGAUGCGGCAGCGCACUCAAGAGUUUGAGCAGGUCCGUGAAUAUGUGACCUCUCUUGGAGAGAAACUAAACAGUGUGGAUAGGAUUAGCCAACGUAUCCACAAAGAAAGACAAGAUUACCUAAGCGAACUGAAUCAGAUGCACCCUAUCUUCACACUGUGGUCUGCAUCAGAACCUGAACUCAGUCCAGUGUUGCUAGCCAUGGCUGCUGCUAUAGAACAUAACACACAAGCCCAGCAACAUGUUCUUGUUACAUUCACUCCUAAUAUAGUUCAGAGAGCUGUUCAAUUAGCACAGCCUCUGAAGGAAUAUCUGCUUUAUAUUGAAGCAGUGAAGGAAGCUCUCACUCGCCGUGAUUCAGUUCAAAUUGAAUAUGAACUUACUGUAGAAGAGCUGAAGAAAAAGAGAGCAGAGAAAGAUCUGUUACUGGCAGAAGAGCAAACAUCUGGUAGUGGAGGCUUCAGUCUUGGAGGAGCCUCUCUGUGGAAGAGUGCUGGAGAAGUGAGAGAUGAUAAGCUACAGAAGUUAGCACAAGCCAUCCCGCAUCUUGUGAAACAGGUGGAGGAACAUCAGGAUAAGGUGGAAUGUGCUAAUGAGAAUCUGAGGGCUGAUUUGGAUCGCUGGCAGUAUGAGAAGAAGGAUGAACUAAAGAAAUUGUUUGUGUCACUAGCUAAUCAACAAAUUAAAUAUUAUGAACAGUGCCUAGCAGCGUGGGAAGAGGUACUGCCGGAUAUGAAGGUUGUAGAUACAACUUCCUCAUACUCUCCCAGUAACAAGCUGCAACUGCAAGUACCAAGCUAGCUGUUUGGUCCAGCAUUUAACUAAUAUUAUCGCACACUGUAUAAAAUAAAUAUACCACUUGUACAGGAAUA
Messenger RNA from Cryptotermes secundus, 1593 nucleotides. RefSeq names its product sorting nexin-7. Bases 80 to 1522 code for a protein of 480 amino acids. Gene Ontology annotation, molecular function: phosphatidylinositol binding; protein binding. Lineage: Eukaryota; Metazoa; Arthropoda; Insecta; Blattodea; Kalotermitidae. Gene Ontology annotation, cellular component: cytoplasm. The record is from RefSeq and is a predicted model, not a curated record. The transcript has 11 exons.